AUGGCGGUUUACAAGGACUGGGCUGACUUCCAGGCCACGGUGAAGGAGAUCAAAGGGCGUGCUCGCAGCGAGUUCUUGGAAAAGGUCAAGUUCGCGUCAGUGGAGAAUGCGCCCCCGCUCCCCAACACCGAGGCGCGCCGCGCGUUCGUGUUCGCCCAGACAGCGGGGUUGGCCCCAAAGGAGUACAAUUGCCCGACGUGCGAGCACCCCUACACCAUUGAGCACAACGCGGAAAGCGAUCGCGCGGGCAGGCUCCGUUGGAUCGGCCCCAGGUACAGCGACGGGCGCUGGGCCUGCAAUGGCGACAAGGUCACCGCGAGUAACUUCUCCUUCUUCCAGAACACGCGCAUGUGCCACUGGAUGGACAAGUUGGACUGCCUUGUGAUGUGGCUUGCGGAUUAUAGCCACAAGACAAUCGUCAUGGAGCUGUCCAACGUGAACCAUCAGAGCGUCGACAGCUGGAUUUCGAAGUUCCGCGAGACUGCUGGGGAUUGGUACGACGCGGUUUCGCCGCAGGCUAUCAAGAAGCUGUUCGCCGACAAGGGCCCGAACAAAGUUGCCAAGCCAUCGGCCUCGCGCCCAGCGGCAAUGAAAACCGCGCCCAAGUCGUCGAAGAGGACAGCCACCAAGCGCGCGCCAGCGAAGAGCACCAAGGCGAAGAAGCCCGUCGGCCGCAAGUUCGCGAAGCAGGUGAAGAAGACCAUCAACAAGAGGGCUCUCAUUGCGGAUGAGUCUUUCUUGAACAAGCGGAAGCCUGGCAAACUCAACAAGUGCGCCAGGCCGCAGAAAGACCAGCUGUGGAUUUGGGGCGCGGUCCUCCAAGGGAAGUCUCGGACGCACUUCCUCUUCCGCAUCUUGAAGCACCCCGACGAGGCCGCCAACGGUAAACCGCGCGGCCACAAGGAGAUGCCGGAGAACAUCAGCCUACUCAACUUGCAGAAGGGGGACGCGUUCGUGUCUGAUAAGUGGGCAGCAACGAUUUCAGCCGUGAAGGCGCUGCGCCGAUCUCGCGGUCUCACGGUGAAUACCCUCCCCCACGAGAUGGUGAAUCACGACGCGUCUGAGAUCGUCAAUGAGAGGGGAUUCUCCACGAAUGCCAUUGAGGCAAAAUGGAACGCCCUGAAGCGGUGGGUGCGGAGCAAAUAUGGCGGUAGGUUGCCGAGCCAUUCGAACAAGGAGAAGUGGCGGUGCAUCGUCAACGAGUUCCAGGCGAGGUGCCUCCUGAGUGCCGACCACUCCCUUUUCGAGGACCACUACUACUAUGUGCCGCUUCUGGCGGGCAUCAAAAUGUUUGCCGUUGCGUGA
This is a messenger RNA of Prorocentrum cordatum, 1305 nucleotides long. Lineage: Eukaryota; Dinophyceae; Prorocentrales; Prorocentraceae. The record is from the annotation of a GenBank genome assembly.